UCUGGGCCUAGGUUGUACGGCCACCACUGCCCAUCCUAGAGUGAUAUUAAUUCCUUGAGAGAUCUGUACGUUAGGAUUUGUAAUUCAAAAUGAAGGCUGUGCUGCUUGUUGCAGUUUUAGGAGUAUUUUUUUAUUCGGCAGAAUCUUUAGUAAAUGGAAAGUGGUCAGCUUGGUCCGGAUGGAGUGGAUGCGCACCAGGAGUUUGCGCAGGAAAUCAAAGAAUCAGAACCCGCACGUGUUCGAACCCAGUCCCCAGCACUGAUGGCGCGUACUGUGUGGGAGAUAACGCUGAACAAAAAGAUUGCAUGAUUGACGGUGGUUGGACAGAAUGGUCACAGUGGUCGCAGUGUGAAAAUCCAUGUGGAGGUUCAUACGUCAAUCGAACAAGAGCCUGUGACAAUCCCAAGCCUACCCCGGACGGGAAACCUUGCACUGGGAAGAAUGUUGAAACUAAACUAGAGUGUAUAUGGCCAUGUCCAACGGAACCUGUGGACGGUCAGUGGAGUGAAUGGUCAAAAUGGUCGAGUUGCCCUCAAAGUUGUGGCAUACCCAGCGGUACUUUCAUCACGCGCACGCGUCAAUGUAACCGCCCUCCURCAAUGAAUGGCGGGAAACCAUGUCAAGGAAACGCCACUGAAGCUGUUAAAUCGUGUUUCACACCUUGUCCAGUCGAAGGAGGCUUCACGUUAUGGAGCAGUUGGUCGAGGUGUUCAAGGACGUGUGGUAACGGAAUGCAACRACGAAGCAGAUCCUGUACAAACCCACUACCACGACAUGGAGGACGAAACUGUACGAGUGAUUACAGCCAAAUGAAAAGCUGUAAGCUGGAAGUGUGUCCAGGUGCCGUUGAUGGUGGUUGGUCAGCAUGGACAUCAUGGUCACAGUGUACAGAGGGAAAAUACUGUCUCAGGGGAUGGUCCUCUCGAAGCAGAUCCUGCAACAACCCUCCUCCUAAGAACGGUGGUGACGAGUGCGGUGGACUUGGUGUUGAGAAGAGAGACUGCCCUACACCUGAGCAAGGAUGCUCUGUGUACAUACCAAACCGCCCUGAUAAGGUACCAACUGACCCAAAUUCGUAUAUCAAGUUGGAAUGUGAUACAGACGAGAAGUUUACGGCCAAAGGUGCCACUACAGCAAGCAUCCCAACGGCUCUAGUGUCGAGCCUUUUUAGUUUUAUGAGAGCAGAAUUGCAGAAUGCAUGGUUCGGGGUAAAGAUAGAAGAUGAUAAGACUGACCCAAAGAAGAAGUACACGAAGGUUUGCAUAGAAAUAAUCGAUCCAGUUCACAUAUUAAAAAUGGUCAACAAUAAAGCUACAUAUUACAACAGAACCGACCCACUUCCUGCCAUGACUAAACCCGGUAUGUAUGAGUAUGUCACGGGGUUGACCGUCACUUUGGACGAAGCUGCUUCGGACUACUACAGAAAGCUGAAAAAAUAUGAGUUCCAAAUUGCUACAGCAGAUGAAUAUGUGCCAAUAAAUGGAUUCACACUGAGAGAUGUCAGGUUUUCUUAUUACACCGAGGGAAAUACAAUGACCUUUAAAGCCAAGGGCAAUUACAAGAAAAUUCCACUGGUCACUUUUAAAACAGAGGUCAAGAAAGACGUUCACACAGGCAGCGCCUAUGCCAUCGGUAAAAGCUCCUCGAUCAAAUUCCAUCAAAUCAUGGGCUUUUUCGGAGUAUCGUCCAGUUCUGUUCCCGAUGUUUUCAAAAAUGGCUUGAAGAAAGCUGGCCUCUGGGAGUUUACGAUGGCUCCAGCAGAAUUUGCAUUCAAGUUAGCCAAAGGUGCUACGUAUCGUUUUACUGCGUCAAUUAAUGCAGGAGGCGUUCCAGUUCACGUGGAAAUCCUAGGAUCGUUGAGGCUUCGUUCACUUGCAUUUGCUGUCGGGUUUUCGUUUGAUCGUGAGUCUUUUGGAGCUCUUACAGAAAAACUAUCGAAUAUGAAUAUUGAUUUUUUAAAAUCUCUUGGAAUCGAAUUUGAGAUCGGCGUAGCGUUUAGUCCUCCAAAACUUCAAGCAGUCUUGAUCGAUAAAGAAACAGGCUUCUCUAAAGAACCCUUAAAAAGUCAAAUCACGAGAUCUGUACCCCAGGGUCUCUUUAUAGGUGCACAACUCGUGCUGCCUAAGGAUUGCAAGGGAAACAAGUUUUGUGAGAUCUCCAAGAACAUCGUGGGCCCCACUGCGAAGGCUUACAUAAACGGGUUGAUUGAAUGGAAGAAAGUUACUGUAAAGGCUGGCUUUACUAACAUUCACCUUGGCGAGGGAUUUUACUUUAACAAACUCGAGCUUUACGUCAAAGCCGACUGGAACUCAACAGACAGGCACGUCGUCCUCGGUUUCACAGCCGAAGUCAAAAUCCCAGUCAACGGAGAAGUAUACCGAGAUGGGAUCAUUGCACCGUCAAAUGACUUGAUUUUGGGCGGGAAUAUUGAAUACGACUUUCAAAAACACCAGGUGGCUGGGAUGCUGUAUUUCCGUGGAAUGUGGAGAAGAGCUUUCUUUAUUAAAUGGUUGUCCUUGGGAAAUAUCAUGUUUGGGCUGGCGUAUAAAGUAGGGGCGCCAAUACCUAUCACUGGAAUAAAGUUUGGAAUGAGAGCAGAGUUUGGGUACGACUGUUUGCUUCCUGCUGACUUCAAAGUAGAUGGCCACUGUUUUGGAGGAGCGGGUUACUUUGGCAUCGGCAGCCCACAGUUCUAUUAUGGUGAUAUAACUGCAUUGACAAUAGGAAAGAUUUGUCGAAUGAUUUCAAGAAACAUCAAGCUUCCUGAACCCAUCGAUGUUACUGGUUUUCCAGAAGGGGCAAAGGCUGCCUAUGCUACAGAAGCUGUAGACCUGAGGGUGGCAGGUGGUCCAUAUAUACUGAAAGGGUUUACCUUAAAGGGACGACUCAACAUCUUUGGAUGGAGUAUUUUUGCUGACUUACAGAUAUCAGACACUGUUAUUUACAUUGACAUUCAACCAGACCCAGUUAAAAUCGGUUCCAUUGCAAAACUCGUUCGUAGUCCUUCAAAGCUUGAUGUUGGUCCCAAAUUCUUUAUCCACAUGAGAAAAGAUCCUAUAUAUUGGGAUGCUUACAUCGAGGGCUACAUAGAAAUCUUUUCCAUCAGUGUUUACACUCGUCUGAACAUGACCAUGACUCAUAUGGAGCUUCUCGUCCAAGGAAACUUCUUGAACUUAAUUAAAGCAGAAGUUUUCGUCGCUGCAGAAUAUGGACUAAGAUUCUCUUUUGAUGGCUCCAAGUUUUACGUCAGAGUACAAGUUGAUCUCAGUGGACUCAAUGCGGCACUGGAUGCUGCUGCAAAAGCAGUUGACCAGGCCUUCAAGGCGGCACAAAAGAAACUGAGCGAGGCACGUCAACACGUGAUCGAAAAGAAAGCCGAAUGCAAACGAAAGAUGUCACUCAAGUGCGAUAARUGUAGAAACUUGAAGUGUAAACAGGCGGAGAGGAAUUGUAAGGGRGCUCUGGACAAGUUCGGUAAAUGGGUUGGAGGAGUCGUCAAUGCUGCAGGUCAAUGGGUUUCUAAGACUGUUAAGAAGAUUGGCAAGGCCCUUGCACCRGUUGGUAAAUUCUUCAAGAAGAUCUUCAAGGGCUGGAGACGAAAGAGAGAACUUCAAGACAAAAGACACGAAUUAUUUUCACUUCAUAUUAGGAAGAGACCUGUAUCAUACCUCUGUGAAGGUACAUGUAAAGCCGUUGAAUACAUUGGUAAAGGUCUGUGUAAUGUCCUGGAUGUAGCCAUCGGUUUCCUCAAAGGAGUCGAAGCCGCAUGCGGUUGGGUCAACAAAGCGAUCAACUUUGUCCUUACACAGUUGUUCAGAGUACACAGUAUCAAAUUCGAGUUUGCAAUGGAGAGUUAUAUYGGAGGAAUGUUCAAGAACAUGGUGUUCAAUGCUGCGGUAGACCUGACCAUAUUUGGAAAACGUCUGUACCUAUCGCUCGCGUUUAGUUUGACAAACCCGAUCGAAAGUCUGCGAGGCGGAUCAACGAAGGCUACGAACUGGUACAAGGAUAAGAUGAAUCCUAAAGGAAGGACAGAUACUGAGAAGGAAUACUACGAUAAACCAAAUCCUUUUGCUGACUUCGAGAUGUCUGAGCAAUUCUCCAUCGAGAACCAACAGGCAGCCACUGAUGAUCGAAAGGGCGGCUGUCUUUACGUGGAAAGCAAUGCUAAGAAUACUUUCGUUAAGGUUACUGGAUGCAACGAUACCGAUGAAAGACAAUUAUGGGCAUAUACGCUAAAAGGACAACUCAUGAACGUCUGGAGUCGUCAUUGUAUUGACACCAAUGGAGCUUCCAUCGGGAACAAACUGAUCCAGACCACGUGCAAUCCAUCACGUGAUGAUCAGAACUUCCAAUGUGAUCUUGUGGUCAGAACAGUCAAAAGAAGACGAGUGAACGUCUGUUGGCAAGCAGGUGAUGUCAGCUUGAAUGGUCCCGGAUCUCUUGUCCAUUUGGGUUCUUUAAAAUGUAUUCACGUCGCUGGUGGUGGUAAUGGAGUCCCGGCUGAUGGAACGAAACUAGUUAUUUACGCUGGCUGUAACGAGAAGAGACUGGAAUUUGCUCUAGAAAACGGUUAUCUCAUACACAAAGGAAGCGGCAAGUGCGUUGCUCCGACUGGCAAGAUAGUCGAUGGCAUAACUCUGGGAUUGCUUUCUAACUGUGGUGGAAACAAGUUCAGUUUUACUAAAGGAGGUUCACUCCAGCACGUUGGCAGCCGAAAGUGUGUGAAUACCAGAUCUGCGCGUCAUUCUCUUGARAACAUUAAACAAAAUUUGGCUCACAAGAAGAGCACUGAUCAAUCCAGUACCUCAAGCAAUGGCUUCAGCGAGCGAGCAGUGGAUGAAAAUUACAGUUCUGAUUAUAGCAUGAAGUCAUGUACCCAUACAAAGGACGAGAAUAAUCCUUGGUGGCGCGUUGACUUGGGUUCAGAGCACAUCAUUACCGAUAUCCUUAUCGUCAAUCGUCACAAUAAUUUUGAACGUCUAAAGAACUUUGACGUGAGAGUUGGCGUCCAUAGAGACCAGAGUCGAAACCCAACUUGCAAUGACAGAAUAAGAACCGUUGGACAAGGACAAGCYUUGCGUGUCCAGUGUAAUCCACCGAUCCCUGGACGAUACGUUGCUGUACAGAUGUUUGGCAAGGGAAUACUUACCUUGUGUGAGGUUGCUGUAUACUCCAGAAUAGAUAUCGAUGAAUGUACCGAGACUCCAGACAAAGGAGGGUGCGCUCAAAAUUGUACGAACUAUCAAGGUGGCUACGCUUGUUCAUGUUACGACGGAUACAGACUGAAGCCCGAUGAUAAAGGAUGUGAAGAGAUCUACUGUCCCGAGCUGGAGGCGCCUUUCCGUGGUUCUAUUCUUCCUUCGACUUGUACCGACGACAGAUAYAACAUUCGCCGCAAUACUAUGUGUACAUACCAGUGUGCAGCUGGACAUAAACUAGCCAAUGGAGACAGGUCACUGACUUGUAAUAUCGAUGGUACAUGGUCUGGAAAGGUGCCUUACUGCAAACCCGAGGUUUGCCCUGUUCUACAAGAACUAACAAACGGAGGAGUAAUCCCCAAGUCUUGUUCCAUGAAGAAUGUGGACCACGGUAUGAGAUGUGUGUAUUAUUGCAAACCUGGUUACGAGUUACGUGGACCAAGAUACACCACUUGUAAUAAUACACAAUGGAGUGAGCCAUCCCCGGUAUCCUGUGUCAGAGUAUAUCAAGAACCCUGGAUACGAUGCCCGACAGACAUCGUAGUCGAUCUAACAGCAGACAGUAACACAGCAGUUCUGGGCUUCAAAUGGCAAUUGCCGGUCACUAACAUGAAGACCGCUGWWGUAACACCAAGUAACUUGAACGAGAACUAUCCGUUCCCAGCUGGAAAGACACGUGUUAAGUGGACAGCMACCAAUCUUGAUGGUGUUUCGAAAAGUUGUUACUAUUACGUCAUUGUUGAGGGUAUUACUUGUCCAGCACUUGAACACCCAGCUAAUGGUAAUGCCAUAAAGACWGCAAUGCUAUUGUAUCUUCGAUGCCAACCCGGCUACUAUUUCAACCCUAAGCCCGUCGGUGCCAGGUCUCUAACUAAUGCUGUCUACAGAUGUAUGAUGGGWCAAUGGAAGAUCUACUACAAUGGAGGUUAYCAGGUCUUGACUCAAAUACCAGCCUGCGCAGGACUAUCAUCUCCAGUCGACGGCAAAUGCAAGGCCGGUUCAACUAGAGAACUAUCACUUUGCAUCAAUUGCGCACCAGGAACGUUCCACAAUGAGACAUCAGAUUCAUGCCAGGAGUGUGGUAAGGGUACCUACAUGGAUACAGAUGGUAUGACUGCUUGUCAGCCAUGUGACAAAGGAUACUCUACCAAGACUAGUAGAAGUGCAAAAGCAUCAGACUGUCUAACUUUGUGUCGCCCUGGUUCGUUCUCUGAUAACGGUCUACAAGAGUCUUUUGCGCCAUGUGACAAAUGUCCAAUAGGAACAUACCAGUUAGAAGAAGGACAGACUAGCUGUCUGCCAUGUCCAUAUGGCAGUACAACGACGGCUACAGGUAGCACUUCAUUGGAUGACUGUGUCGUUCGAGCCAGUAUCACCGAGACGUAUCCUGAACGUGAGUUGAUUGUUGAUGAAGGAGGCGUGUUACUGUUAGAGUGCUUCAUCAGUGGAAGACCAACACCAACCGUCACCUGGUCUAAAGUUGGAGGUUUUGUUAUUCGUGUUGKUUUUGCCAUGUCAGUGUUACGACAUAUUUGGGAAAGCAAUAAAGGAGUUCCACUACAAGCUCUUAUCUUUCCGUAA
Molecule: messenger RNA, 6782 nt
Organism: Actinia tenebrosa (Australian red waratah sea anemone)
Lineage: Eukaryota; Metazoa; Cnidaria; Anthozoa; Actiniaria; Actiniidae
Molecular function (GO): calcium ion binding
Source: RefSeq, a predicted model, not a curated record